This is a messenger RNA of Ochlerotatus camptorhynchus, 1479 nucleotides long. RefSeq lists its product as uncharacterized. Lineage: Eukaryota; Metazoa; Arthropoda; Insecta; Diptera; Culicidae. The transcript is spliced from 5 exons. The coding region runs from base 197 to 1420 and encodes 407 amino acids. The record is from RefSeq and is a predicted model, not a curated record. Gene Ontology annotation, biological process: phospholipid metabolic process; arachidonate secretion.
AUUGUGAUCGGAAGUGUGCAUUCUUUCCGGAGAAAAAAUUCCAAAGUCCAGUUCAAUUUUCAUUUACAAGAAACAAUCAGGUGUGUCGAAAAGGGCACGAGAUGAUGUUUUGAGCAGGCAAGUAUGAAGAAAGCUUUUAAACUAGCCGUUAGUGUCGGAGCAAGUUUAGUAGAGUGUGGAUUAGUCAGCUGCCAGGAUGGCUUCGAAUCGGAUGCUGGAAAAGCUAGUGUUGGUUGUGGUGGUUGUGCUGGGUUUGCUGCUGCAGAUCGUAUACAAUGAUCCCAUGCGAGGUUCGCAGCGGCAACAACAGCAAGUGGUGAAAAGCGAAGAGAUGCAAACGGAACGCCAAGAUUUGAAAUCCAGUGAGCCGUCGACUCGGUUUCUGAACGUUGCGGGAACGGAAUUGAAGAGUGAUGGGGACGCUGUGUCUACGACGGAGAACGAAGCGGAUAGUGUGGGAAUCAGUACGGUGAUGGUGGAGUUGAAGCAUUUUGGAACGAAAAAUUUCACGUUUUUGGAACCGGAUCAUAUACCGAUCAGUGAUUUUAUGGAUUUGGACGAGAACGUGGAUCUGGAGCUGCUGUUCACCGAGCAGGUCAAUGCGGACCUGCGAGACAGUGAAAAUCCAACGGAGAAUGUUGUGCUCCAGAUCGAGGACUACGACGACGAAGGAAACUCCCAGAGCUACUUUUUACACUCGUCACCACAUUCCGAUAGCUUCUUCCGGGACGUUCUGCAGCGAUUGGGCGUCUACAAGUACAUUGAAAAGCAUCAGGCGGACCAACAACGGUUCGGUCCAUUGAGCCCACAUCGAUUCCACCCGCACUUCAUCAACACCCCCAAGGGGCUUCGAAAUCUUCCGGCCCAUUUCAGCGACCAGGUGACACCGGCGCUGACGACCGGUAAUGCCGGGGUGACAACGCCGAUUACGAUCGGUGGCAGCUCGUCGAAGCGACCUCCACGGCCCUCGAAGACCGCCAUCGGGGGCCUCUUCAAUCAGUUCAAGCAACGCAUCAAAGCAAUCUACCCGGGUACGGUGUGGUGCGGCGAUGGCAACCAGGCCAAAAGUGAAAACGACAUCGGAUUUUUCUACAUGACGGAUGCGUGCUGCCGGGCGCACGAUCUGUGUCCGGCGUCGAUCGUCCCCGGAGAGCAGUUCAAUCGACUGAAGAACAAUGGGUAUUUUACCAGAUCUCACUGCGACUGUGAUAAACAAUUCUACAACUGCCUUAAGAAUGCCAACACGCUGGUGUCGAACCAAAUCGGAUACACCUACUUCAAUCUGCUGAAGCCGCAGUGCUUCCGCCACGAGCACCCGAAAGUUGCCUGUUCGAAAAAAAGCAAAGGCAAAUGUUUGACAUAUGUGGUGGACGAAAAGCAGGACAAACUGUGGCAGUGGUUCGACAAUCUAAUCUAUUGAAGCUAAUUCUUCUUUUACAGGGAUAUUCAAACUGUAUCAUAUGUGUGCGCGUGUAUGUG